Perognathus longimembris pacificus (Pacific pocket mouse) is the source of this 2734-nucleotide messenger RNA. RefSeq names its product sorbin and SH3 domain containing 3 (gene Sorbs3). The record is from RefSeq and is a predicted model, not a curated record. Bases 406 to 2529 code for a protein of 707 amino acids. Gene Ontology annotation, molecular function: protein binding. Lineage: Eukaryota; Metazoa; Chordata; Mammalia; Rodentia; Heteromyidae. The transcript has 21 exons.
UCUCCCGGCGCCGCCUCCAGGCCGGCCCGGCCCCCUCGGCACCGGGCCACCCGCGUCCCCGCGACGCGCCCUGGCCAAGGGCACCGCGCGCCCCGCGCGCUCGGACGCAGGAGGCGCAGCCGCCCUCCUCCCACCCCGCUCGGGCCCGACUCCGCCCGCCGCCCGGCGAACCCCGCGAUCCGGCCUCCCGGCGCCCCCUCGGCCUUCCUCUUCCUCGUCGGGCGCUGACCCGGUCACGAGGGCCGCGACAGCUCGCCCGGGUCCCCGCCAUCCCUCCCCGCCGGAGCCGGCCAGGGAUGCCCCUGCCCUUCCCGGCAGCCCGGGGCGCUUCCACCUGCUCGCGGGGGAAGAGGACAGGCCAAGGAGAAGCUGACACAUCCGGAGCCCUCCAACUUUGACCCGAGCAUGCAAGGCCCACCCAGCAGCCUGCCCUCCGAGCUCAGCCUGGACGACUUCAUCCCCAGCCACUUCCGGGCCUACGCAGGGCCAACCUUGCGGGGGACACGGGUGCCCGUCCUCCGGAAUGGUGGCUCCAACACCCUUAAUUUCCAGUUCCAUGACCCUGCGCCCAGGACCGUGUGCAAUGGCUAUACCACCUCCCCAAGGAGAGAUGCUGCCCGGCCCCCAGACCCUGCCUGGUAUCAGACUUGGCCAGGCCCUGGGAGCCGGCCCUCAACAAGCUCGAAGACCCCUGCCUCUCAGCAUACCCAGAGCUGGUCAUCCACGUGGACCAGGGACAACAAACAUCGGGACAAGCGUUGGGUCAAGUACGAGGGAAUCGGGCCUGUGGAUGAGAGCGGCAUGCCCAUUGCCCCCCGAUCUAGUGUUGGCAGCCCCAGAGACUGGUAUCGGCAAAUGUUCCAGCAGAUUCACCGGAAAAUGCCAGACCUGCAGCUGGACUGGGCCUCUGAGGACCCACUCAAAGGGAUUUCCUCCUGUGCCUCCUCUGCAGAGCCCAGGUAUCCGGGGCCCUCGCAAAGACCCGCAUCCAGGAGUGGCCACCAGCCAGUGACUCCUAGCGGAAGAAGCUGGGAACACCCUGAAGAGGCACCUAGAAGCACUUUAAACUAUAAUCCUGGAGUAUCCUCCUCAAGGCUCCAGCCUCCACAUCAGGUGUCCAAACGCAGAGAGAAGGCGGAGAAUGUUUGGACAGAAGACUCCUGGAACCAGUUUAUGCAAGAAAUAGAGACUGGGCAGAGGCCCAAGAAACCACUGGUGGAUGACCCUGUGGAGAAGACCUCCCAGCCCAUCGAGAUUCUGCUGGAGAGAGAGCUGGCCAAGCUGAGCGCCGAGCUGGACAAGGACCUGCGGGCCAUCGAGACCCGGCAGCCGUCUCCCAAAACGCCCACCUCGGGGGGUAGCCCCCUCACCCCCCCCAAAGGACCAGCCUCCAUCGCGCCUCCCAAGAGCUCGCCAGCGCCCCGACGGGUCCCGGAGCAGCGACUCCCGGCCAGCCCCACCGCAGGCUGGAGGUCCAGCUCCCCGCAUGCACCUUACCUGGGUCCCGCCCGACCCCUGAGCCCCCACAGAAUGGCAGAUGGAGGAGGAAGCCCCUUCCUGGGCCGCAGAGACUUCGUUUACCCUUCUUCAGCCCGAGAAUCUAGCAUCCGGGAAAGAGGGAGCAGCCCCGCCAGGAAGGAGGAGAAGAGGAAGGCUGCCAGGCUCAAGUUCGACUUCCAGGCACAGUCCCCCAAGGAGCUCACACUGCAGAAGGGUGACAUUGUUUACAUCCAUAAGGAAGUGGACAAGAACUGGCUGGAGGGCGAGCACUACGGCCGGCUGGGCAUCUUCCCUGCCAAUUACGUGGAGGUGUUGCCGGCCGAUGAGAUCCCCAAGCCCAUCAAGCCCCCCACCUACCAGGUGGUGGAGUACGGAGAAGCCCUGGCCCUGUACAACUUCAAGGGCGAACUGGAGGUGGAGCUGUCCUUCCGCAAGGGCGAGCGCAUCUGCCUGAUCCGCAAGGUGAACGAGAACUGGUACGAGGGGCGCAUCACGGGCACCGGGCGCCAGGGCAUCUUCCCCGCCAGCUACGUGCAGGUGAGCCGCGAGCCCCGGAUCCGGGUCUGCGAGGACGGCGCCCAGCUGCCCGCGUCGCCCCGCCUGAGCGCCGCCGCCGCCGCCGCCCGCAAGGCCCGCCACCCCAGCUCCCCGUCGGCGCCCCGCAGCCCCGCGGACCCCACCGACUGGGGGGGCCGGACCUCCCCGCGCCGCGCCGGCUUCUCCUUCCCCGCCCAGGAGCCCAAACCCCAGACACAGAGUGUCUGCUCCCCUGGGCCAGCCCAGCCCUGCCCUCGGAGCCCCAGCCGGCCUCCCGACCUGGAGAGCUCCCCCUCCAACACCUCACAGAUACACUGGACCCCGUUCCGGGCCAUGUACCAGUACCGGCCCCAGAAUGAGGACGAGCUGGAGCUGCGGGAGGGGGACCGCGUGGAUGUCAUGCAGCAGUGUGACGACGGCUGGUUUGUGGGUGUCUCCCGGAGAACCCAGAAAUUUGGGACCUUCCCUGGAAAUUAUGUAGCCCCGGUGUGAGUGGUGCAUCCUCAGGGCACCUUGGAGCCAGCAUGGUUGGGGUGGGGAGCGGUAGCACUUAUAAGAGGGAGCGAGGCUCCUCCACAUCCUCCUCCCCGGCAUCUGCAGAGACCCCAGCAGCCUUCUCCUGGAGCCCCCUCGAAGCCUCCUGGACUGAUUCCCACCACAGCUCACAGGCAUUCCUCCGACAGCCUCUUUAUCCCCC